AUGUUGCCUUUGCCCACUGGUCGAAUGGGGGAUCAAUUGAUCCUGGAGGAAGAUCAUGAUGAAAGCUACAUACCUCAAGAGCAUGAAAUCCAAGAAUAUGCAAGAAUGAUUGGAAUCAAUCCGGACACAGAACCUGAACUUAUGUGGUUGGCUCGGGAGGGAAUUGUUGCUCCCUUGCCGGCAGACUGGAAACCUUGCCAGGAUGUGACCGGUGAUAUCUAUUAUUUCAACUUUGCAACUGGCCAGUCCACAUGGGACCAUCCCAUAGAUGAGCAUUAUAGAGAACUUGUUGCACAGGAGCGAGAUAAGGUCCAGGGUCAAGGUGGCGGAAAGAAGAAAGAGAAAAAGAAAAAAAAAGAAAAGAAAAAAGAUAAGAAACCAAAGGAUAUUCCCAGGCCUGUAUUGUCUCUUGGAUCUCCACUUGGACCUGUGCAAGGACCAGUGGGAGGUCUAGCUCCUCUUCGAACAGUGGGUGAUUCGGUUGGAAGCUCGGGAGGAAUGCGAGGAUCUCAGGGUAGCAGUACAGGGAGCUCUGGCGGAUUUGACAAUCUUUUAGGUGGAACAUCUGGUAAAAUGACAUCAUACCUCAAGACAGCCGCAGGGAAACUCUCAGAGGAAAGAGUGAGUCUCUCUCUACCUGGUUUGGCAGAGGAAGAUGAAAAUGGUGACCAAGAAAGUGAAGAUCAGAGCCCACGGGGAUCGGCUCGACUUCUUAAAAACCUGCAUAUGGACAUCGGAUCUCUGGGAGGUGGCUUUGAAUAUGAGGAGAGUGAACAGAAAGAGGAGUCUGCUGCAGCGAGCUGCACAGAAGAGGGCACAGAUCCAGAGCUGCAGAACCUUGGAAAAUCUGAGGAUGAAGAGGAGAGCCAGAAAGAGAGGAGAUUGAUGGGAAGUGGGAAUGUGCAUCCAUCUUCCCUUUCCGCUGCUGUUUCAUCACAAGCCGGCCAAGACUCCAGUGUGGGCAUUGAUGAGACUUUCCAGGCUGGAGAGUGUGAGUUGGCGCAUUGUUCUCCAGCUGAAAUGUCUGCACAGAAAGAAGAGCCUGUACCUAAUGUCUCUGACAAAGAAUCUAAGGAUGGAAAGGCAUCUGAAAACUCCGCACCUUCCAUGGCUGGAGAGCUGGGUUCUAGUGCCAGAGAUUGCAUCCAACAACAAGAUGAACGAGAUGAGUCCGAACCUAGCGAGGGCAAAAAAGAUGUUCCUAAAUUUAACAGCGAACUUGGAACCAUGGAUUUUCAAUUAGGUGUACAAUCCUUUGAAAAAGUUCUUGACAUUGCCUCGCUAUCUCCUGCUAGCCCAAAUGAAGCAGUAGAAGAGGAGAUAGAUGAAGAUGUGGAGAAGGAAAUUGGUGAUGACUAUAUGAAACCUAUUAAGGGACCACUGGAUAAGGUUCAGAGGCAAAUUCAUCCAGAUGCAAAGUAUGCAAGUGCUACUGUAGAACCAGCAUCUACAAAAGAACCUUUUAAAUUGUCCGCAGAGCUAUUCAGAAAUGGCAGCGAAUCCUCACAAAAUUCAGAGAAUGAAUCUAGGAAGAUAUCUGAAACCUCAAAGCAUACUGGACAGCUACCAAAACUUGUGGAUGAACUUCCUAAAGCUUCAGCGUACAAUUCCAAAAUGAUUGUUGAGCAGGAGAAAAGUGCUUUAGAAGAAGAGCAUAAACAGAAGCUGGAGAAUCUGAGAGAAAUGUUUAGCAAAGUGGAAGAGGAGAGGAAACAUACUCUGCAAGGACUCCAUAACAGUAACAUCAGAGCAUUGGAGGAAAAGCUGCAGAGAGAGUCUGAAGAGGAAGAAGCCAGGAUGAGAGAGGCACAGAAGCAGAGACUGCUCACAUUGGAAAAUGAACUUGUUAAAGAGAGACAAGAAGAAGAGCAGAAAAUUCGGAAACAGGAAUUGACAAUCAGCGAAGAACACAAACAGAUAUUACUAAAACUAGAGGAGAAGCUAUUGCAGGAAAGAAAUAGCUUCUCUGAAAAAUUUAAACUAGAAACAGAAAAUCUAUUGGAGCAAGAGAAAGCUACUAUCCUGCAUGAAAGAGAAAUUGCACUUAAAGAGCUGAGUACUAGGCUUGAACAGGAAACUAGAAUGGCUCUUGAGUUAUUGGAGAAUAACCAUAUGCUAGAACUGGAGCAACUUAAAGAAGCAGCUACAGAGAAGCACCAGAAGGAAAUGUCUGAUCUGCAGAAUGCCAAACCUUCAGUGCAGCUGACUGAAGUUUCCCAAACUCCAAGUCAUUUAUACCUUACUGAUAAAAAAAUGUUUCAUGUCUUGGACUUUGAAAAAGAGAUGAGUGAUCUCCUACAGGAAAAACGCAAUGAGGUACAGCGAGAACAUGAAAGGAAAUUAGAGCAUAUGAAAGAAGAACACAGGCAAGAAAUGGAAAAAGUGCGGAAGCAAUUUGAAGAGGAGGAGCAGACCCGGCGAUCACAGAUGCUGGAAAAGUUACAAGAUGAGUUAGGAAAGUUAGGGAGCCAGCAUGAAAAGGAGCUGGAAAUCCAACGAAAGGAGCAUGAAAGACGUCAGGAGGAAAGGCAGCAUAGCUACAGGGAGAAGGAAAAAAUUAUGGAAGAUUUGGAACAAAACCAAGAAAUUAGAAGAAAACAAAUUAUGGUAAAGAAAAGCCAACUAGAGCAGGAGGAAGAAGCAUUAAGAAUAAGAAAGGAAAAACUAGCAGAGAAAGAAAAGGAACUAGAAAGGAAGACAGAAAGUGUUAAUUUGCAAGAGAAUGCAGUAAAAGAGCAAAGAUGUCUAAAUGAUUUAAUAAAACAAACACGCAGAGAAUUAGAGCUGAUGCAAGGCCGGAAAUCUGAGCUGGAAACCCAAGUGGAGCAACUCCAGAGCAUCUACACUCGCCUCCAAGAGACAGCAAGUGACUUGGAAGGUGAAAUAAAAAGCAGCCAUGAAAAACUAAAAGAGUUCAGCAAAGAAGAAUUGAUGAACAAAAUGGAUUCAGAACUUCAGCUGGAGGAUCUGACAAAGACGAACAGCCCAAAUCAUACCUGUAACAUUCCUUAUUAUGCAGACAUUCCAAAACCAACUCUGUUCUCUACACCAAUCCCAGAAUUGCCCUCUGCCAUGGAUGACUUGCGUUAUUACAUUUCCUCCCACGGAGCAUCUAUAGAUAAAGCUAAAGAUAUUUUACGGCGGCAAACUCAUUCUAUGAGCCGACGGCAGACUCUGCUUAAGGCGGCUAAACAACAGUGGCGUCACAACAUGCAUGAGAGUCCUGACCCAGAGCAAGCUCACCAAUUACAAGGGAUCAGAAAAAACUUAGAGGAGGUAAUUUGUAAAUAUGUAACACUUUGG
Molecule: messenger RNA, 3303 nt
Organism: Staurois parvus
Lineage: Eukaryota; Metazoa; Chordata; Amphibia; Anura; Ranidae
Source: the annotation of a GenBank genome assembly